AUGGCUGAAGGAAGCCUGGUGGGCGACUUGGGUGAGCUGAUAGCCGAACCACUAAUGAUUUACUUCCAAGCAGGGAGCGGACAGCUGGUGACAACAGUGCCUGGUGGUACCACUGAGGAGGAUACAAAGCAGACCACCGCUAGCAGUAGCAGUAGCAGUGCCAGUGCCAGUACCUCGACCACGAUUAUCAGUGCGACCACUUCGAGCACGGUUAUUAGCACAAGUGUUGCCGUUGAAACCUCUGUCUCCACUCACACCACCGAGGAGGUAGUGCAGACGAGCUCAAGUGCCGCAGAACCAGUUCACAAAGAGGAAAAAGAGGAGGUGCCAGUGUCUUCCAACGGCAGCAUUCCUGAUGGGCAGGGCAACGACUUUAACACACCACCGGGCGCUAUCCGGUUCCCUUGGAAUUACGGCAACAGCGACCACGUUGUUCCCUUGACACCCUCAUCCAAGAACGGCGGCUGGGCGAUGUCGCCAGACCAAUUGUGCAAGUCCAACUCCUGGUGCCCCUAUGCAUGCAGCCCAGGGUACUACUCUGCACAGUGGGAUACCACAGCCGUGCUGUACAAUGGUGAUCGGUCGAUGAAUGGUGGGUUAUAUGCGGAUAGCAAGGGACAGCUGUCGAAGCCAUUCCCGGAGCGUGCAUUCUGUGAGCCUGGGAUGAUGAAUGCUGGGAUUAAGAAUACUUUGGGUAAGUCGGUGUCUGCGUGCCAGACUGUGUACCCGGGAAAUGAGGCGAUGAUUAUUCCGUCGGUGGUUCAACCCGGUACCACGGAGCAGUUGAACGUGGUGCCGAACACGUAUUGGUUAGGCACGUCAUCGCAGUUCUACGUCAACCUCGCAGGAUCCACAGCCGAGCAGUGUGUCUGGGGUAACAGUGAUAAGCCUGUGGGCAACUGGGGACCGUAUAUUUUCGGUGGCGGACAGGGCAAGGACGGAAAUACUUAUAUCAGCGUGCAGUUUAAUCCGCUGUACCACUCGGCUGGGUUCGAUAUUUCGGCUGCGUAUAACGUUAAUAUUGAGUGUGUCACGGGCAAGUGCAAUUUCCCUGAGGGCGGACAGUGCAGGUGCGAGAAGGGUGUGUGCUCGGUCAGUAAUGGAUGCACAGUCACUUUGGGCCAGGGUGCCAGCGCUAACUUUGUCCUUUACUGA
Kickxella alabastrina is the source of this 1155-nucleotide messenger RNA. RefSeq lists its product as uncharacterized. The transcript has a single exon. Lineage: Eukaryota; Fungi; Kickxellomycota; Kickxellomycetes; Kickxellales; Kickxellaceae. The record is from RefSeq and is a predicted model, not a curated record. Bases 1 to 1155 code for a protein of 384 amino acids.